AUGAGUAACGCAGAGUCAUGUAUCAAGUUUCUGGUUAAUAAGCUUUCGCUCACUGUUAGUAUGAGUGUAGCAGAAAUUGUCAUAUUCUCUGUUGGGUUGUUAUUCUCGAUUCUAUCCCAUUGUAUAGCUUGGGCAAUUCAUACAAAGGUGUCCAGGGUUCUCGAAAGAUUAAAAGACUGUGACGACAAUUUAAAAUCCGCUGCAAAGCUAGUAGAAAAUAGUUCGAUCACCGGAUCAGUGCUUCAAUUGAGUGCUGAGCAGCUGCGAUUCGACCCAGAUGUGAACGAGUUUGAGAGAGAUGUGGCUGUCCUGAUGCUCAAAGAUCCACAACUUACGUACACUGGUGAGACCAUGCAUCGUGCUAAUAAAGCCAAAUCACCUCAAGUUGAAAAUAAGAAGUCGCCCAAAAAAUCUGUUGAAGCCGCUAAAGCGAAAAGUGCAGAAGAAGCGGAGCGAGAGCUUGCGAAGCUGGCGGAACAUAGAAUGCCGGGAAGUCAAGACGCGAUGAAAGGCGAUCAGAAGGUCGAGAAAGAAGACAAGGAAGCUAAAGAUGCAAGACCUCCAACACCACUUCCGGGAUCAUCGGACGAAGACAAGAAUCCGGACAGAAAGAAGUUUAAGCCUCCUCCAAACAUAGCAAAGGCAGACGCGAAAGACCCGGCAUAUGAGACGCUGCAAGGAAUAGGUAACGAGCUGUUCAAUGUUGCGAAGCCUGAGAACAAAAGUAAAAGUAAGAAGGUCGAUGCCGCUGCAGAAAAGGAUAAAUUCAAGCAGCCACCAAAGAUCCAGAAAGCCGAUGCAAAAGACCCACAAUAUGAGACACUAGCAGAUGUUAAAGACGAUAUUUUCAAAAGACAGUAA
Molecule: messenger RNA, 861 nt
Organism: Cylicocyclus nassatus
Lineage: Eukaryota; Metazoa; Nematoda; Chromadorea; Rhabditida; Strongylidae
Source: the annotation of a GenBank genome assembly